CAAAGGUGACCAACUCAUGCCUUAAUUUAAUAAGAGUUUAGAAGGGAUUUCCUCGCGGUUACUUAUUAUCUCACAGUAUAACGAUUUGAUUUUUGUUCAGCUCUGAUGGACGAUGAAGGCUGUGUGAUAGUGGGAGCGGUUUCCAAGCAUGCACUUUGCCAGCAGCAGUUCACAUCCCUGGAUGAGAAGCCCCAGUUUCCAGGAGCCUCUGCAGAUUUUGUGGACAGGCUGGAGUUUAUUCAGCCCAACGUGAUAUCCGGCAUUCCCAUCUAUCGGGUCAUGGACCGGCAGGGACAGAUCGUGAACCCGGACGAAGACCCCAAGUUGCCGAAGGAGAUGGUACUCAAGUUCUAUCAGAAGAUGACACUGCUGAACACUAUGGAUCGCAUUUUGUACGAGUCUCAGCGACAAGGUCGUAUAUCCUUUUACAUGACAAACUAUGGUGAAGAGGGCACACACGUAGGCAGCGCAGCUGCACUGAAACCAGAUGACUUGGUGUUUGGACAGUACAGGGAAGCAGGCGUUUUAAUGUACCGCGACUUCCCUCUGGAGCUCUUCAUGGCGCAGUGUUACGCCAGUGCCAAUGAUGUGGGCAAGGGCCGCCAAAUGCCUGUUCAUUACACCAGUAAAGAUCACCAUUUUGUUACAAUUUCGUCUCCCCUAGCAACACAAAUACCCCAAGCUGUAGGGGCUGCUUACGCCUACAAAAUCAGCCAGGCAGACCGCGCAGUCAUCUGCUACUUUGGAGAAGGGGCGGCAAGUGAAGGGGACGCUCACGCAGGCUUCAAUUUCUCGGCCACUUUGGAGUGUCCCAUCAUAUUCUUCUGCAGAAACAACGGCUAUGCCAUAUCGACACCGACUCAUGAGCAGUACCGAGGCGAUGGCAUUGCUGCCAGAGGUCCUGGUUAUGGUAUAAUAUCGAUCAGAGUGGAUGGGAACGAUGUCUUUGCCGUCUAUAAUGCCACUAAAGAAGCUCGGCGUAGAGCAGUGGCUGAAAACCAGCCCUUCCUCAUUGAAGCAAUGACUUACAGGAUUGGCCAUCACAGCACCAGCGAUGACAGCUCAGCCUAUCGAUCCGUGGAUGAAGUGAACUACUGGGAUAAGCAGGAUCAUCCCAUCUCCAGGCUUCGGCACUACAUGGAGAACAAGGGAUGGUGGGAUGAGGAGCAGGAAAAAACGUGGAGGAAGCAGUCUAGGAAACGGGUGAUGGAAGCCUUCGAGGAGGCUGAACGUGCACCGAAGCCCAAGGUGGACUAUUUGUUCUCGGACGUGUACGAAGAAAGCCCUGUGGUGCUGCAGAAACAGAAGGAGGCCCUGCAGAGGCAUCUGAAGAUGUACGGAGAGCACUACCCCCUAGACCAUUUUGAGAAGUAAAUACCACACUCUGAUUCUCAGCCUUACCCAACACACCUCCAUGUGCAUGUCAGUGAGUUUCAUCUCAAGUCAACAAGAUGGCUUCCAGUUAACCCCUUGAUUUCCAAAACUUAGGCUGAUUAUGGUGAACCUUUGCUGUCCCUUCAGUUUCUCAUCCUGUAGAUCUGAGUUGUGCUUUCCCGCUGUUGGUUGUUGGGUAUUGGAGGCGUCUGAUGGCUGUUAGUCUGCCAGAUGGUGAAUUCUUGAUUUCCCUGUCCUCUCGCAGCACAAAUAACUCAAAACUUAAUGAUGUCAAGUGUUCCGUACACCUGUAAGCCAGUUGGCUGAAGGUAAAUGUCAUGAUAACACAGAAAACAUUAUUUCAUACAUUCAGAUGAAAGGCUUGGUUAAAAAAAAAAGUAAAAUCAGUUAAAAGGGCCAAUUUUUCUUCCUUAACUGAAAUAUUCCAUCAGGGUUAGGAGGAGAGAUGAUGUUCUGAUCUUUGGCGGGUGUUUUGUUGGCCUCUAUCUUGAUCUGUAGAUCUCAUUUAUUUUCUAAUGUGUUCUGACUACAAAAUAGAGUUUGUUGUGUUGAGAAUAAUUACAAAGAUCAGGAAGCAAAUCUUUUUGACCUUGUUUCAGUUCCCUCCUGUCAGCCCUGUCAUUUGUUGUAUUAACAGAAAUGACACUUUGCCUUCUGCAGUAGUCUUGUGGGUUUGGGUGUCCUCUAGGGCCGUUAGGAACUCUAGAAAUUGGUUACAUUGAGCUGUAUCCUCCUUGAAAGUUGUGUGGUGAAUCAAGUCAAGUAGUUGAAAGGGGAAGGGAACCUGAAUUCCCUGCUGUCCACCCUUUAACAUAAAGGUAAGGCUGGGCUCAGAUCCAGAGCGUCUGUUACAUCCAGUCUCACAUCAAUGGGAACCAGAUAAUUCCUGCAGAGUAUGGCCCAUAGUAAUCAAAGCUCCUCUUGCAGGGUGAGGGUAUGUGGAGUCCGUGGUUGAGUCAGAAGGGGGAAAAGUUGAGAAUGAUGUGGAUGUGAAAAAUAUUAACACCCUCUGCUGCAGUCCAUGGGAAGUGCUGGUCAUUGAUGCUGGAACAUAUCUACACGUUGGUGUUUGCCCAGUUUAAGACUAAUAUUGAUAUUCUGUACAUCAACUUGGUCUCUUGUACAUUUCAUAGCUGCUACUGUACAUCUUUGUUUAUAUGACCAUAAAGGCCAUUUAGCCUUUAUCAAUGCUGACCCUGUGGCUACCCUUCUGUGUUAACCCCAUCUCCCAGCAUUUGGCUUAAAUGCUGCCAGUGAUCUAGCUUCUACUUCUUUCCCAGGCAGUGCUUUUCAUGUAAUUUCUGCUGAGGGUCCCUCUCACGUUCUGUCCUGAUGCAGGGCUUCAAUCUGAAAAAUCGACGGUUCCUUUCCACAGUUGCUGCUCAACCCACUGAGUUCCUGCAGGUGAUUGUCGCUCCCUCGUAUCCACUCCCACUUACCCUAAACCCAUCUCCGCCAGUUCCAUCUACCUGAUAUGGAGAAAGGUUUCCUGCAGUCUGCAUUGUCAACACCCCUCAGAAUUUUAUGUACCUCAAUCAAGGUCUUGGCCAAAAUGGUAUAGCUGCCAUUUUCGGACUUCAUUGUAGUCUGAAUAUUUACGGUGAAAUUCAGAGCCAGAGUUUCCUCUUGGUGUAAUCAGGAUUCAGAUGGGGACCUGAUUUCAGGUACAAUGAUGUCAGUGAUACAAAGGUUUAAGGCUGUGGUGAAGAGCUGACAAACCUGCUGAGAUCACUGAGGAUCCAUCUUCAGCUGCUUACAGGGCAUUCCGUUUCCCCUCUACUUCUUCUUCACAAUGGGCUGGCACCACAAUUAUUUAUUUCCCUGCGUGUAAUCAGAUCUGGCAUUGCCUUCCUGAUGUACAGUAAUUCAUAAUGCUUGCAGAUACUGCCGUGCUACAGAGCAGACAGUUAAGAUAAUUUCUAAGUUUUCUUGUGUGGGAAUGACUGCCUUUUCUAACUUAAGGCACAGGCUCAUAAUCAUGACUGGGACAAUGUGGUCUUCAGGAAAUGAUGACAAACUGAAGUCACCAAAACCAUUGGUUUGCAGCUCCUGUUCUUUCUCCAGUAUCUCACCCCUUUCCAGCAUAAACAGCAGUAACAGUGUAAUUCAGUGGUGUUGGCUGCACGUAGUCAGGUGCUUGUGAGCAUAAACACCCUGUAGCGAUGUCCAUGUCGUGAGGUAAUUUAAAGGCUUUAUAUUUUACAGCACUUCAGCUAGUGGAUUACCAUGUAUUAAAACAAAUGGAGGAACUAUGCCAGGGGCUAGCUCAGUCAACAGACCGCAAGGUCAUUCAGCAGUAACACAGCAGGGCAAUGUGAUGUUAGCAGGUUCCCGCUUCCACCACCAUCUCCAGGCUGCAGGUUUCUCCUCAAAGCACGCGGUUGAAUUCAAAACGUACAAUGUGAUCCGCAGGGAUAUUUCUUUGGACACUUUCUGCCUUCUUGCUUGUGUGUAACGAGAGAGGCAAGGAGACACAGUGCCUUUGGAUUAUUUGCAAGUGGACAUUGUGAUUUGAAUAAACUGAAGAGUCCCAGUGCUUUAAAGUUUUCAAUGCAAAAGGUGGAGAGGUUCCAGCAGAUGCUCUUUCUCUCUGUAAUGAGCCACCCACAUAUUCCAUCACCACCCAGUUUUUCUUCCCCUUGUUGCACAAGGAGAUGUAUGUUGGUUGUUCUCCCACAAUUUACUCCUUUCUGCUUCAUAGGUGAAAUAGUUGCUAAUUCUGCUUCCCACAGUGUUCCCAAAACCUCCCACUCCUUAAGCAAUGACUAUUAAAUAACUUACUCAAAGGCUGUGAUGUAAAAUAAUGUUUUACUUUUAAUGCCCCCCAUUUGGUGAUAUUAAAUAUUUCAUGUUGGUUCUAAAGCAUCAGUUAAUGUUAGUUUCCAUUUUGAAUGGAGAUGAGACUUGGAUCUAUGAUAUGGGUGGAGUCACUACAAUUUGGUUUGUUCAACAUCCACCUCUCUGAUCAAAGAGUUGUGUUUAAUAGAGCUCAGCUGAAGCUCCUUGUACCAUUUUCUUGUCCAGAGGUGUUCCCAGUAGUGUACGGGAUUUAUUAGAGACUCUGGGAUCCUCCUGAAGGGUUGCACACCAUUCCAAUGGCCACUUCUGGCUGCUGAACAUGGGGCAUCCUUCCCAGCAAAGAGAUGGAGCUUACUCAGAUUACCCUAAACCACCUCAGCCAAAUCUAAUCCAUGUACUUCCCUGUGUGAAUGUUGUGUGGUAUUCAAAAAUUCUCUUUAAUUGCUCAUGGUUAAUAUUUGAUUUCAGAACCUUUACUUUCUUGCAUUGGUUUGUUUUGUAUUGGUGUAUCCAGAGACCUGGCUUUGUAAAUGUUCUGUCAGGAACUUUCUGUUGCUGUGUAAACUCUCCGGCAACCUCAUGGUCAAAAUGGUGUGACUUGCUGCUGUUAAUGUACCAAUUUAAAGGUAACUUAAACACUAAAUAUAUGUUGCCGUGAAGUUGAGAGCUAUAUCGGAGAGUGCAACUCAGGGGAGGAGGGUUUGAUUAUUGGCUAAAGUACAUUAGGGAGUAGCCUUAGCAAAUCCAAAUUUCAUAGUUAAAGUCUGUUACAAAAUAUAAAUGUAUUAAAGUUGUGUAUAUAAACAUUGAUAGUUGAGGGAUAGGAAUAAAAAUAAUCAAAGUGGUGAGAAAUUGUGCUUUGUAGAAUUGAGGGUCAGAUGUUUGACAAAAAAAAUCAACUAAUGUUGUUUUCUCUGUUGUAUGGAGCAGAAAUGGAUCUGCAAUAUGGUUGGAAUUGCUACGAUAUAGUGUACUCUGUAAUCACCUCUCUGUACUAACGGUGGUGCUGAAUAACAGACAGUUAAAGCUCAUUAAGCUAAUUGAGCCUGCAGGUUUGACCUUGGAGGUCAGCCUCCUGGAGAAAAUUUCCUGUUAAGGAAACCCCCUUAGAAUUUUGAACAUCUGACAUCCAACUUCUCUCCUGUGUGUUGGAAGAGUCUAGAUGCUCCUUAAACUGUGGUAUCCAGACUCCCCUCAUGUAACCUACUCACUAACUGUCAGGGAGCAUGUAAGGAGCACCGCAGGGUUUCUAAGUAGUUCCUGUGAUGGAAUUGGCAAUAUUUUCAUGGAUCUCUGUUAAAACUGACAAUUCAUUAAAAAGUGCAGGUUGAUGUUACCUCAGUCUGCCUUGGUAGCAUGUGUAAAGAUAUGAGCAAUAAAAGUUGUAUUUAAG
Molecule: messenger RNA, 5587 nt
Organism: Mobula hypostoma (lesser devil ray)
Lineage: Eukaryota; Metazoa; Chordata; Chondrichthyes; Myliobatiformes; Myliobatidae
Gene: bckdha
Product: branched chain keto acid dehydrogenase E1 subunit alpha
Exons: 9
Coding region: 106-1374 (422 amino acids)
Biological process (GO): branched-chain amino acid catabolic process
Molecular function (GO): oxidoreductase activity, acting on the aldehyde or oxo group of donors, disulfide as acceptor
Source: RefSeq, a predicted model, not a curated record